CCAGCACUCGAAUAAUACUUAGCUACAUUAUUAUAUUACCAUUUCGACAUAAUUCACUUGUGUAGUAAAACUAUUUAAAAAUGAUCACUCACAAUUACAUUUUUUUGGCAUUAUAUUUCAUAUUAACAGUCAACUUUCAUAUGAUUGAGUCAACAAGCAAAAUUUCGCCGUCAUAUUACAACAGUCAAACAUUCUCUCAUUCUUACAUUGAUAUAGUGAAUACUUUGAAAACCUACAACCAGAACGAAAUAAAAUUUAAUGAAAAAGAACGAACAAUUCUGACAACUCCUGUUCAGACUUACAGUAACACCAAAGGCCGCAACACGGUGUUUGAUAAACUUGAUAAGAAAAUCCAAGACAUUAAAUGUACUUGCUCAUUAAUCGUAAAAACGAAAUUGGUGUACUUGGCAAAUAUUCUGGAUGGGUUGCAAAGAGGUGAAUCUAUCCAGUUUACAUGGGGAGAACUAAACGUUGUGAAGGAAGAGGCGGGUUUUAUGCUCCUGUUGUUUCAAAAAGGCCAAUACAAUGCGGGUAAGUGGUUCUGGAGUUAUUAUUUCAAAAUCAUGGCGAUCAUCGAAUACGAAAGCAACAAAAAUUUCUUUGAGGAACCCCCUUUCGGUGAAGAGGAAUUACAAAGUGAUAUUACGAAUUUCAUAAAAUAUUGCAAGGAUAAUAAAUACCUUCCCAGAAACAGGACAGAGUCUGAAUUGGUGUCGAAAAAUCCCAAUGUACCAAAUAACAUCUUUCGAGUUCUGCGUGCGUCUGAAAUGAUUGAUAUAGAUUAUGUUAACGUCAUGCAGUACAUAUCGAUCGACUAUUUGUAUCUGAAACCGUUAUGGGAUGAACACGACUUAUUGUUCAGACAAAUAACCGGUUCAGCCGUAGAAUGGAAGCCGACGAUAAGACGAUACGCAGUCGAAGUGAAUAAAACCAAAGAAUACGUUAAAAACCGCCAAUGGAUAUCGGAACCGUUCGGACACCUUAGUUACCACAAGUUGAUUAAACAAAUUAUCAGUGUGAGGAUUUACACCUUUCUGUGGGUAUUGUUGGUAAUAUUCAACAACGAAAUGCCUAAAAUGAAUCCUUUCCGUUUAAAUCUUGCGUAUUUGGAUACAAUGGGAACAAUUGAUAGGGUACAAAAGUAUAUGCACUAUACCGAAACUUUAUUUUUUGAUUUAGUUGCAGCGUUUAAUGGUGCAAAGUACGAAGAUCCAAUAAAUUUUGAUAGCCUUAUAGCUAGAAUAUCGGAGAGAGUUAAAGACAUUCUCGUCGAGUUGAAUGGGAGAAGUUCAAAUGGAAGCAAUUGGAUCUGUGUUAAUAUAAACGAAGACUUUACCUAUGAUAUGAUAUUGGAAUUUCUUCAAGAAUUUGACGACAACUUUAGUCAGUUAAAUGAAAAGUUAACGAUUUUAAACUAUGAUCUUGCAUUAGGUAUGCUUGUCGAAGGACACUGAUGUUAUUGGGGAUAAUGACCAAAUAAGUUAUCUAGCAUAGCAUUUAUUAUUUUUAUUACCUCAUUCCAUACUAAUAGAGUAAGUCUGUCAAAUCCUAUUUGGUCAUUCAUUUCCUUUUCUAUGAAAUCCUCUAAAUCUCUUUAGCGUGUUAUUAUUUUAAUUGCUUUCUUUUUUUACAAUACAUAAUUAUGAAAAACACACAUCGUAUUAUCUAUUAUACACAAUAAAUAAUUUAAUAUUAUUUCUAUAAGUUAUAUAUUGGCUGUAAAACGGUAUGAGGUGAAGAAAAAUGGCGAAAUAAUGUAUCUACAUAGGCACAUAAUCUAUAGUGUACACGUUGUAUUUUUCAAAUUAUAUCUAAAAUAUAAAUCUUAUUAUC
This is a messenger RNA of Adelges cooleyi (spruce gall adelgid), 1833 nucleotides long. RefSeq lists its product as uncharacterized. The transcript has 2 exons. The record is from RefSeq and is a predicted model, not a curated record. The coding region runs from base 81 to 1454 and encodes 457 amino acids. NCBI's taxonomy places the organism in Eukaryota, Metazoa, Arthropoda, Insecta, Hemiptera, Adelgidae.